Pelobates cultripes (western spadefoot toad) is the source of this 4854-nucleotide messenger RNA. The record is from the annotation of a GenBank genome assembly. NCBI's taxonomy places the organism in Eukaryota, Metazoa, Chordata, Amphibia, Anura, Pelobatidae.
AUGGGCAACUUCCAGCCUCACGGAGGGCACUGUUCCCCGCAGGCGAUCCCAACAGCCAACCGCAAUCAAACUGCUGCAUUCCGCCGCCGCUUUAUGGCAUUACAUUCGGGCCGUGAGUUCCAACGGUAACGUGAGUACCCUUAGAUCAGCGUGGCUCUCCCGCGCUACCUUUUGAGUCACGGCAUCUGGCUCAACUCCCACUGAGCCCCCAGCCUCUUAACUCCCUAUGGAUAGAUGGCCAACUUACUCGUAACCUUCCUAGUCACCGCCAGUACUCUGGUCAAGCUGAUCUCCAACCUUCCCGCAGCUCCCGGUUCUCAGCUUCUUGCUUCCUGGGUCCGUUCGUUCGCCCUGCAAAUUGUGAGUUUGACCAUGCUGGGCAUUACACACAUUAUGCAUUUGACAGUCGAACGGUCACUUACCUUAUAGUCGGUCCACGAUUCAACCGCCUUUCUGCCAGUUAGCCACACGUUACAUAUUCACACCCCCUAGUUCCCCUCACAGACAGCCAGGCAUGACAAUCUUGUCAAUUGUAAAUGUAAAAUAAAUUAGUAAAAUGAAGCAGAAUGUAGCAUAUUCGGUGGUUUCAUAACUGUUUAGGUCUAUCUACACCACAAUUAGGCACGGUCCUUUCUUAGACAAAGUGCUAUCUCUCCUCCAACACAUUGUCGUUGCUUGUUGUCAUACGACAUUACUGUACUAAUGCUUCCCAAACAUGCUUAAGAUGGCCGUUCUGUUUCCAUUUGCAUUCCAUGAUUUAAAACUCGGCUUUAUUAACCUCGGGUUGCGCGUGGGCAAGUAUUGUAUACAGUCCUAAAUUACUAUGUACAUCCUCUCUUGUUACUGGUUCAUUCUCUAGGUACUGACCUAACUUAUUUAAACCACCGAAUACAUUCCACUUGGUCAAUAACUUCUUUACAUUCGGUCCACGAUUUGACCACCUUAGCCAAUUCAGCCACACGUUACAUAUUCACAUUCAGUGUUCUUUGCAUACUGCCCACUGACAGCCAGCCAGGCAUGACAGCCCCGUCAUUCAUUGUACAUUGCAUGAUUGUGUCCCUUAGUUUACAAUAAAGGUUGCUAUUUACUUAGUCGUGUUCAGUCAAAUUACAGUGACGUUGUACCCACACAGCAAGUUCCUUAAUUAGCUUUGUUACCGCAUUAGCAUAUUCUGUGGUUUCAUAUAGGUAUAUGUUAAUCCACUUCCCAAUUAGAGGGUUCUUUUCCUAAACAACACACUAAAUAUCCUCCUACAAAUGUGCAUUGCUUGACUAUUGCGACUUUACUAGGUUAUAACGCUUUCCAAAUAUACACAAUAAGGCCGCUAGGUUCACACUCACGUUCGGCCACCAUCUGCAUGUCUGGGUUUUGGAGCCUUGGCUUUGUUACACAAUAUACAGUUUUUGCACAAUAUACAGUCCUAAAUUAACACGUGCAUUCUUUUGUGCCCGCCGGUUAGUACACUAGGUGCUGAUGGAGUCACUCAAAUGGUUACUCUGCAAUCUCUCGCAUACCGUAAUAACUCACCUAAUAAUUGAUCGUUCCGUAUUCACACCUAAACUAUCCACAUGACACCCAGACAGUAUCCUACUAAGACAUACCUCAGCCCCUCCUUAGUGCAUUAAGUUCAAUUACUAUUCUGCUUACUUGGGUGUGCGUAUGCAGCUAGAUCCACACAUCUGUAGAGUAAACACUGAAUCCGCACUCUAUCUAAAAUACAUCCAAUAAGUCACGAACUACCUGUAUGCGGCCACCUUGUGAUCCAAGUAUUACUAUGGGCUUGGCCUUGUACUGUUUACUUAAGUCACAGCCCUCCCGAGGUCAUCACGACUUACUCUGCACAUGGCCAUCAAGGUGCUUACCGCUACAUCCUACUCUUUUCCCCUCCAAUUUGGCAUGGCAUAUGGAAGCCGUACGGCUUCCCCGGAUUAUACACGGCUUUAGCAUACCAUGUUCAGGAUACAACAUCCAGUCACACGGCCACUUCUACCCAGCGGACGGCACCCAGGGCAUUACAGAGGGACCAUAUCCUCUGUUUACAUACAUUUAUCCAUUCCCCCCUAUUAUGCCACUUCAGCUGUCACAUUGAUAUAUGUUAUGGGCGACCAGGUCACCUAUUUCACAUUCCAAUCGCAAGUCAUUCAAUUAAUGAAGUAGCCUGGCCACAGCUUAUAGACGGUCCGCCAUUGCAUCAUACAAUUCUAUUUUGUCUACCCCCCACUACCCCUGAGAGACCAGCACAUAUACCAGGGAUCUUAUACUGCCCACCCGCCGUUCCCAGGCCAAUCUUUACGGCUCCCACAAUCUCGGUUUCUUAACCAACUGUAGCCACGAACAAUAGAUACAUCUAUUACGGUACGUUACACGGCUGGUCAGUUCCCAUGUCAGUUCCAGCCUAUAAGAAUUAACUACCACCCCAUAAUACAACCAUUACUCACAGCCUCCCUCCAUAUGUUCCAAACAACCUCUGCAGGCUAUCCAAUACACCCAAAUUACAAAUCCUCCAAUUGCCAAUUACACAUGGCAUAAUCUCUACAUUCUGGCACUUAGUAUUCAGUAAUACCACUAUGCGCAGCUUCGUUAGGCCAUCACUACCUACAUUACAUACGGCCCUUUGAGGACAAUCAUUAUGACACAAUUACGGCCCCUCACUUGGGCAUUUACAUACGACAGCGGCAUCAUUGGGCCCAUGCAAGUCUUCGUACGACCAUCUCCACACUACGAUUAUGUGUACAGUCGCAGACAAUACUUGUAUAUCCGAUUUGCUUUCCCGACAUUAAACGUAAGACAUGGAUCGAACACAUACGAACACAUACUUCAGCUACUUCAGAAAUGCCCCUAUACGCAGACCUCAAUAGGCCAUCACUACCUACAUAGCAUACGGCCCGUGGUGGGCAAUUCUCUGACACUAUUCCGACCUCUCAUCCGGGCUAUUCAUACAUCCGGGGCCUCCUUGGACCCACUAAAUUUCUCGCACGACCCUCUAUAACUGCAUUUCUAUGUCCAGUUGCAGGCUUAAGGAAUCUCUGACAUUCAUGUAGAAUCAUUGUUUAAAUGUCCAGAAAGCCUUUAUACGCGACCCUCACUUGGCCGGCACUAACUAAGCUAUAUACGGCCCUCCGUGGGCAAUCCACAAUGACUCAGUUCCAACCCCUCACUUGGGCAAUUACAUACUACUGUCGCUUCUCUUGUCUCUCUCAGUUCCCCAUAAGCCUCUCUCUCUUCACACCUAGGAGUCCUGUCACAGGCUCUUAACGAAUCUCCGAUAUAUGUACCCCUAUAGUAAACCGGAGACGUUGUUCAACUAAAUACCUCAGGUCCUUCAGAAAUACCUCUAUACAGGCCACCAAUACCUACGUUACAUACCAUCCUCCACGGACAAUUCACCAGAAACACGAUUCCGACCCCUCACUUGGGCUAUCAUAUACGACCAUGGCCUCAGUGGGCCAUCUCAAUUUCCCCGUGUGACCCUCUGUCCGCAUUUUUAGGUCUAGUCACAGGCACUUAUUGUAUAUCUGAUGCUUGCCUUGGCAGUGAAAUCGAGACGUCGCGUAACACGAAUUUCGGGUCCUCUACAUCACUGGGCCAUCAGUUCCUACUCCAAGUUGCCACAGUGGACUAAUGCAUUCUCGAAGCCGGGAAGUUUCUACCUAUAUACCCGUCUCCGUGGCAUUCACGUAGUUCUGUCUCGCCAGUCGUCGGACAUUUGGGGCCAAGAGUAACCCCCGAAUUUUAGACACUUUCACGGAAACACUAUGCGAGCACCUCCAAAUAGGUGAAUUACAGCCCAAUAGCAAUACGCUACCACAAUGAUUUCCUCUACAUCGAGGUUCCCAACAGAACCCCUCAAAACAUCACCGACACUGUGGCUUUAUGCUCCUCAUCAGGAUACUCCCCUACCUGGCAAGGAAACAAUAGGGCCUUCCACCGACCUAACCUUUUCGGUAUCCUCACAGACUCAGCAACCAGGAUAGCCAGGUUAACCAACGAUAAAGUUUAACGCAUCAUCAACGAGUGACAAGGUUCUCACACAUGAGUAACCGCUCCCGCAAAGACCUGCAAUCCCUACUAAGCAGUUACAUUCAUAUUUCACGCAAUACCACCGGGCCGCUCAUUCAUACCACGACUACCACACCUCCUACCAGGGGCUCCACAUGACUAUAACACUGUCUCUCUUGUCACGCACACAAAUAGACCACUGAGGUGGUGUCAGUUUCUUAUGUAUCGAAAGGGAUUUCUAUGUUCAUCCCCCACCAGAGAAUCACUAGGUACGGGUAUUGACGCAGCAGGCCAUUCAGUAUUCAUGGUCAUAUGCCAAGAUUGGUGGUUCCGUGACCUAUGGCCCCCCCGGAACCCGGACACUACAAUCCGCCUGCACAACAUUCACACUAAUUUGACAUUUAACCCAUAAGGUGCAGCAGAUCACACCCGGGGUUCCUGACGUGAAGGCAAACCAUCACAUGAUUUCCAAUAACUAAGUCUCUCGUGUAAAUAUAGAUAAAGGGUGUUCUCCCUUUGAACACAUAAGGGAAUCACCUAGCUGGCGGUGUCAUGUAAUCUACAUUUGGUAUGCAUACAAGUACCUUGCGGGCAUAAUCUUACGGCUGACGCUCUAUCUCAUUCGAACUUUAGCAACACCUUGUGGCAGCUAUAUACACAAGAUACACCCAGUUAGAGGUCCAACUCUAUCCGAACCAUGAAGGUAGAGUCCGGUGGUAGGGUGGAUGCAUUUAAUUUUCUUUUUUGCCUCUUUCUCACAGAGAGACAAAGCUAAACACACCUACUCACACUAUACGACAAAUCACUCACUACCGCAUAUUUACGAAUUACAUGACGACUCGACUACCAGAAUAG